AUGUCUGUCAGCUUCUCGGUGGAUUCUGUCAACGCUCGUCCAGAGGCGAUCAACCGGAUAGAUGAUGGAGCUAUGACGGAAAUGACGCUGAAUGAGAACUGGAGGAUGGCGCCUGCGCGCCUAGGUGUACCGAGCAUCGUCAGGGAUUAUCAGAAGUGCUCUGGUCUCGUUCGGGGUGUUCGGCAUCCAGAAACUUCUAUCAUCUAG
Molecule: messenger RNA, 207 nt
Organism: Coniophora puteana RWD-64-598 SS2
Lineage: Eukaryota; Fungi; Basidiomycota; Agaricomycetes; Boletales; Coniophoraceae
Exons: 2
Coding region: 1-207 (68 amino acids)
Source: RefSeq, a predicted model, not a curated record